AUGAAGCUGAUGGAGUUUAAUUGGUCUGACCAAUGUCUACAUUUCGCCUGUCCAGAGAGAUCUGCAUCUCCUGCAGUUCAUGUCUUACUGUAUGUGUGUUCAGCUGCUGUGGUUCUGCUAACAGUGUGUGGAAAUCUGCUCGUCAUCAUCUCUGUGUUUCACUUCAAGCAGCUUCAUACACCGACUAACCUGCUUGUGCUCUCUCUGGCUGUGUCGGAUUUCCUCAUCGGUGCUUUAUUGAUGCUUCCAGAGUUAAUCUGGAUGAUUGAGUCAUGCUGGAUCUUUGGGAAAAGUUUCUGCAUCAGCUUUUGGUUAAUUGGUGUCUUCAUCAUGGACUUCUCCAUUUAUAAUAUUGCUCUGAUCGCUGUAGAUCGGUAUGUGGCUGUCUCAAACCCAUUUCUUUACACAUACAAAAUGUCCGGGAGAAUUAUGUGCAUUAUGGUUUAUUCAAACUGGUCUGUGUGUCUAGCAUAUACUAUAUCAUUUUAUUAUUUUAAUGAAGGCUCUAAGAAUAUUCUAGCGUGUCCUGGACAGUGUAUUCUCUCCUUGAAUCAAGAUUGGUCUGUAAUUGAUCUUGUUUUUUCAUUUAUAUUUCCACUUUCUGUCAUAAUAAUAUUGUAUACUCAGGUUUUUCUGAUUGCUAAGAAACAUGCCACUGCUAUCAGAGAGCUUAAUAAUCACACACAGCCUAAAACACAGAAAAUCACCUCACACUCAAUGAAAUCUGAAAGAAAAGCAGCUAAAGUCCUCGGCAUUCUAGUAUCUGUGUUUUUAGCCUGUAUACUUCCAUAUUGUAUUUACAGUUUGUUAGGAUAUGUUAUUGAACUACAGGCAGAAACAUUUCAUAAACUCAUGAUCUUGGUUUAUCUCAAUUCCACCAUUAAUCCGUUUCUUUAUGCUAUGUUUUACCCAUGGUUUAGGAGGUGCAUUAAAAUAAUUAUAACUCUGCAAAUAUUCCAAACAGACUCUGCAUUAAUCAAUGUUCUUUCAUGA
Messenger RNA from Clarias gariepinus (North African catfish), 993 nucleotides. Its product is annotated as trace amine-associated receptor 13c-like. Gene Ontology annotation, molecular function: trace-amine receptor activity. The record is from RefSeq and is a predicted model, not a curated record. Bases 1 to 993 code for a protein of 330 amino acids. The transcript has a single exon. Gene Ontology annotation, biological process: G protein-coupled receptor signaling pathway. NCBI's taxonomy places the organism in Eukaryota, Metazoa, Chordata, Actinopteri, Siluriformes, Clariidae. Gene Ontology annotation, cellular component: membrane.